CUACUACUUCCGGGUCAGCUUCGCUCCAUGCAAUGACAUUGUAACCAAAUAUUUACGAAAGUCAAAUACGGGGUGUGUGUCUGUGCACGUUUUUUGCUAUUCAUGCUAUGAAUUUGUACCAGACAUUUACGAAAUCUAUACGGGGAGUGUGUCUGUGCCAGUUGUUGCUAUAUACAUGCUCUGAAAGACAAAGUUGACCGACAUAGUUUUACAAUAUGACACCAAUGUCUACGGGAUUCACAGAUGAGCGACAGGGCGAAGCACAGAGUCCUGUAGGAAUGGAUUAUAUCCCCACAGAAGAUGAGAGGAGAGUCUUCAGAGAAUGCAACCAGGAGAGUUUCUGGUACAGAUCCGUGCCUUUCUCAGUGGUCAGCAUGCUUGUCACUCAAGGCCUCAUCCAUAGAGGAGCUCUGACGUUGUCGUCCAGGUUUGGAUCUCUCCCUAAAGUGGCCUUUGCAGGGCUGUGUGGCUACCUGGCAGGGAAGAUGUCGUACAUGAAACAUUGUCAGGAGAAGUUCAAGAGGCUGGAGCACUCCCCUCUGGGAGAAGCACUGAGACAGAGGACCAGACCCAACGCACAGUCGUCUCAGGGCCCCCAGUCAGAGAUGAGUGACCCCGACCAGGUGACCUUUGACCCCAUGUUCCAGGCCUCUGACCCCCAGAGCCAGGUCCCACCCAACGCCAGAGACUAUGGAUACAGUGACGCCCCCACCGCGGCACAGACCAGCCGCACCGCUGCAGACAUCGACUACAACAUGCCAGCCCAGUCGUUCCUGGAUGACGAGGAGCCCAGGAGGAAGCCAAUCAUGUACGAGGACCUAAGGAACAAGAACCGAGAAACCUAUGAGGUCACGCUUACCCAGAAGGCUGAGACGCUGCUCAAACCAGAGUCUGACCGGCCAGGGAGGACCGCCCCCAAGAAGGACUCAGGGAAGAAGAACGUCUACGGAGACAGCUUGGAGGAGUGAGUCUCUCCAUCUGUUAUCACUGACAGUGCUGAUUGGACUACAAUACCCACAACCCCCUUGUGGUUGCUUUGCUAUUAUUUACGUCUCAAUUUAUGAAUGUAUGGGAUAAUCUCAAUUGCAUUUCCUUGAUUCCUUGCGUCCUCUCUCCUCAAAACCCAUUGGAUGAGGAGGUCAGGAGGUCAGCAGGUAGCCUAGUGGUUAAAAGCGUUGGGCCAGUAACCAAAAGGUUGCUGGUUCAAAUCACCGAACCAACUAGGUGAGAAAAAUAAAAAAAAUCAGUCGACGUGCCCUUGAGCAAGGCAAUUAACCACAAUUGCUCCUGUAAAUUGCUCUCGAUAAGCGUCUGCUAAAUUACUUAAAUAUAUUUUUUAAAUUAGGGCCUCCCCCCUCCUUGCUAGGAAUCAAGGAAAUGAGAUUCUCCCAUUUGUCUGUCUGAUUCUGUCUUUUGAAAACAUGUCAAUAAACCCAAUUGGUUUUGAAAUUGCA
Oncorhynchus kisutch (coho salmon) is the source of this 1454-nucleotide messenger RNA. Its product is annotated as OCIA domain-containing protein 1-like. The transcript has 9 exons. Gene Ontology annotation, cellular component: endosome. The record is from RefSeq and is a predicted model, not a curated record. NCBI's taxonomy places the organism in Eukaryota, Metazoa, Chordata, Actinopteri, Salmoniformes, Salmonidae. The coding region runs from base 216 to 968 and encodes 250 amino acids.